AGGGCAGGGCAGGGCAGGGUGGCGGCUCUCUGGCCGCUGGGGGCGGCUGCAGGCUGCGGGGCGCCCCGCCGGCCCCGGGCACAUCGAGCCGCGCCUGGGAGAGCGGCGGCGGCGGCCCCGCAGAUCAUCUGCAGGAUGUUGAAGAGACUGCAUCUCAUGUAAAAAUCUAGGAAGUCUUCAGGGACUGCUUCCCCGGGAGGAAGAUGAAUUGUGAAUAGUAUCUAGGAAGUGAGUGGAUUUUUCCUUCUGUCUUCCUGACAAAUGCACCAAGUUUCUGAGAAACACAAACUGUUUUUUCUGAAGUUGUUGAGGCUGAUAUGAGCAGAGUGGAGGACAAAUUUUCUUAGCCCUACAAAGCCACCUGGUAUUUGAAAUGCUGAAAAGGAAACUACGGUUUUGCCACAACUCAUGCUUCAGGCUUUUCUUGGGUCUAACUCUGAUUUUAGUAAUCGUUUCAGUUUUGAAAGUUAACCAGAAACCAAACUUCUUAAAUCGGAGACAUCUAGAGCUGACUAAGGAAGACCCUACUGGCAAUAUUAACUGCACCAAGAUAAUAGAGGGUGAUAUAGAAGAAAUUCAAAAGGUGAAGCUUGAGACAUUAUCAAUAUCAUUUAAGAAGCGCCCCAAACUGACAGCCAAUGACUAUAUUAAUAUGACAGCAGACUGUGCCUCUUUCACUAAGAUGAGGAAAUACAUUAUGGAACCUCUCAGCAAUGAAGAAGCAGAAUUUCCAAUUGCUUACUCAAUAGUGGUUUAUCACAAAAUCGAGAUGCUUGAUAGACUUCUAAGAUCUAUCUAUGCUCCUCAGAAUUUUUACUGCAUCCAUGUAGACAGAAAGUCUCCAGAAUCCUUUUUUACCGCUGUGAAGGGAAUAGUCUCAUGUUUUGAUAAUGUCUUUAUUUCCAGCCAGUUAGAGAGUGUUGUAUAUGCUUCAUGGAGCAGGGUGCAGGCAGAUAUUAAUUGCAUGAAAGAUCUCUACAGAAGAAGUUCAAACUGGAAAUACCUAAUAAACCUCUGUGGCAUGGACUUUCCUAUAAAGACCAACCAGGAAAUAGUAGAGAAAUUGAAAGCCCUUAAAGGUGAAAACAGCUUGGAGACAGAAAAAAUGCCUGUUUAUAAAGAAGUAAGGUGGAAAAAACACUAUGAGAUUAUUGAUGGUAAGGUAAAGAACACAGGUAUAGACAAACAACUGCCACCUCUCAAUACUCCAAUUUUUUCUGGUAGCGCCUAUUUUGUAGUUAGCAGAAGAUUUGUAGAACAUAUAUUAGAAAGCAGCAAAAUCCUCAAAUUUAUUGAGUGGGCAAAAGACACUUACAGCCCUGAUGAAUACCUGUGGGCAACGAUUCAGAGAAUCCCUGAAGUGCCCGGUGCUGUUUCUUCUAGUGACAAGUACGACGUUUCUGAUAUGAAUGCACUGGCCAGGUUUGUCAAAUGGCAGUACUUUGAAGGAGAUGUGUCUAAAGGUGCACCCUACCCACCAUGCAGCGGAGUUCAUGUUCGGUCUGUCUGUGUGUUUGGGGUAGGAGAUCUGAAAUGGAUGCUGCGAAACCACCACUUCUUUGCUAAUAAGUUUGAUACUGAUGUCGACCCUUUUGCAGUGAAAUGUUUGGAAGAAUAUUUACGACAUAAAGCUUUGUAUCUGCAAAAGAACUGAAAUACUGCACUCUCCAGUUAUGAAACCUAAGUACAAAUAAUAUACAGUACAAAUAAUAUACUACUUUAACAUGCAACACUGGUGGUGGUGGUGGUGCUGAUAAUGGCUAUGAUGGUUAUCACCACAUUGGUGUGGUGGUGACAAGGCCCUGCCUGGUCCAUGGACAAGAUGGAGAGAAGACAUACCUCUGAAGAUGAGGAUGCCUUGUGUUACACCCUGAGUGUUGGAACUUGGGUACAAAAUCAAAGAUGGCAGAUUUUGGAAGCUCAACUAUUUCAAAUAUUUAUUAUAUAAAUAUGUGUUAUGGUGUGAUUAAUGGGCUUCCUUUGGCUAAACAACUUGUUUGAAGACCUGGAAAUGAUAUUUUUUUCAUGGUUAUUUCUGAUUUUUUUUUUUUUUCCCAUGAAUAUAAUGCUAGCUGUAAAAGAAAGUGAGGAGAAAAAAGGGAGAAGAAGCAGUGGGACUGCACAAAGUUCAUAUUGAGUGCUGGAAGAUCUCAGGAAAUUAACAUGGGAACUGAUUUGAAAAGUAAACAAAAGGGGAUAUACCAAAGCCAAGUGUCAUCAUUUAACUUAAAUAUGAUUGCUGCAGUUCUGCAAUAUGUAAUUCUUAAUCCUCCUGGAAACUUCAUCUUCAGCAUGGAGUAUUAAGGACUUGUAUUCCUAUUUUUGUAGCAAAAUCUUGCUUUUGUAAUCUUAAGCCUUCCCUGAUAAUGUGAUAUGAAGUUUAUCUACUAGUUCCUAGUUAUAUCAUCUCAGGAAAACUUCAUUUUUGUGCCUGAUGAGAGUUAGACUUGUAAUUUUACACUUACUGUAUCACAAGUCUUACUUCUGAAUCCAGAAUGACUCAAGUUUCUCAAAAACUUAAAAGAAGAAUUGCAGUAGUGUACAAAUGUUACUGAUGGAACUGCGGGUUUCUGCUUUCUGUCAGGCUCAACUUAAAAUCCAGAUACUUUUAACACUAAGUAUGCAAAAAUAAAGUUAUUUUUCUAAAUG
Cygnus atratus (black swan) is the source of this 2649-nucleotide messenger RNA. RefSeq names its product glucosaminyl (N-acetyl) transferase 1 (gene GCNT1). The transcript is spliced from 3 exons. NCBI's taxonomy places the organism in Eukaryota, Metazoa, Chordata, Aves, Anseriformes, Anatidae. Gene Ontology annotation, cellular component: membrane. The record is from RefSeq and is a predicted model, not a curated record. Bases 374 to 1654 code for a protein of 426 amino acids. Gene Ontology annotation, molecular function: beta-1,3-galactosyl-O-glycosyl-glycoprotein beta-1,6-N-acetylglucosaminyltransferase activity.